Molecule: messenger RNA, 1816 nt
Organism: Cuscuta epithymum
Lineage: Eukaryota; Viridiplantae; Streptophyta; Magnoliopsida; Solanales; Convolvulaceae
Source: the annotation of a GenBank genome assembly
GCUCAAAAAAAAUCCAAGGCUCCAAAAUAAUCCAAAAAAAAUUCAAUUGCCUGAUUCAAUUGAGUUUUUUUUGGAAAUUAAUAAUCCAAGGCUCCAAGCUGACAAGCCGCACACGGUUACUGCUCUCAUAAGCAAUCUGUAAGGCUCUCUCUCGUCGUCGUCCUCCCGAUGUUGAAUUGAGUCGUCGGCGGUUGGAUCAUUCGGAAGUCGUCGAAGCUGACUAAUUGAUCUGAUUCACUUGCCUGUUGUCUCAGGGUUAAAUAUUCAAGUCAAUUUAUCCGAAAAGUUAUAAGCCACGAUGUUUACGAGAAUCUUCGGGAAACCUAAACAGGAAACAAAUGCGCUUACCACUCUAGACAAAUUAAACGAGACACUUGACAUGUUAGAGAAAAAGGAGAAGGUUCUACAGAAGAAAGCUUUAGCUGAAGUUGAGAAGGCCAAGGACUUCACUAAAGCUAAAAACAGAAGGGCUGCGAUUCAAUGUCUUAAGAGGAAAAGGCUUUAUGAACAACAAAUUGAACAACUUGGGAACUUCCAAUUGCGUAUCCAUGAUCAGAUGAUAAUGCUAGAAGGCGCUAAAGCCACAACAGAAACUGUUGAUGCUUUGAGAACUGGAGCUGCUACUAUGAAAGCCAUGCAGAAGGCUACGAAUAUUGAUGAUGUGGACAAAACAAUGGAUGAGAUUAAUGAGCAGACUGAGAAUAUGAAACAGAUUCAGGAAGCGCUGUCUGCUCCACUUGGAGCAGCAGCCGAUUUUGAUGAGGAUGAAUUGGAGGCUGAACUUGAAGAGCUAGAAGAAGCUGAGUUGGAGGGACAACUUCUUCAACCUGCUACGACCGCACCUGCUGCACCAAUUCAUGCACAAGCAGCUAGUGGUAGGCAACCGGAACAUCGUCCUCUCCGGAAGAACACUGCUGAGGAAGAUGAAAUUGCUGCUUUGCAGGCUGAGAUGGCUCUUUAGAAAAAGGACUUCGUGAGAGAUUGGAUGGAUGGAAAGCACAGUUUGGUGUAUCUCUGCUCUCUUCGUUUGAGAUUUAAUUAAUGAUGUGCAUUUGCAGAAUAACUGUACUAAUGCGUGUACUAUAACUGUGUAUAGAUUGCAUCGAACAUUCUCUAUUUCCAAAUACUGGAGUUCUGCAAAAACUGUGGCUAGUCAUCUAUAGCUGUUGGAACGUAAAUUUAAGUUUGUGCACACAUAUAAAAGCCUCCACUUUAUAAUAACUUGUAAUUUUUAAAAAAAAUAUCACCUUAUGAUUUGCUUUUCUGUGCCCGUGCACGUGUAUGCAUAUACAACUAUAAUACAAGUGAAAAGAAUUCACUUUUGCUUGGCCUUAAAUCCACAUAUACAGGCGUACCUUAUCUUGGGCUCUUGGCCUUAUGCGAGAAAUUACUACUUAUUAGUUAUUCUCGAAAGUGUUUGAAUUACUUUUUCUUUCCGUCAAAUGUCUAUUCUACUAAGCCUUUUAAACUUAUUGUGGGAUGUAUUUGUAUGAAUAAGUAGGAUUAGAAGGGGGUUGGGUUAUUAUCAGGAGGAGGUUCAUCCGCAUUCGCACACCUCAAUUUCUCAUACUCCAUCCGUUCGUGAAUUUGAAACAAACAACGGGAUUUAAGUUCCUAAAAACGUUAGAAGUAUUAGAGUUCCCACUAGUGAUGGACCCGGGUCCGGGCCCGACCGGGUCUGGAUGGCAAUGGGUUAGGCCUGGGACCGGCCCGGUUGUCCACCGGGUUCGGGCUGGGUCCGGUUCUAUUUUUUUUUUGUUUUCUUGAUUAUUUCAUCCCCUACCCCUCAUCCCCCAAACCCAUCGGAAACACCCAG